AUGCUUCGAGUUCGAUUUUGGUAUUGUGGAAAGUCAUAUCAAACAGACAUUACAAGGGAUGUUACAUUAGCAAAAUGCUUUGCUGAUUAUGCUCCCUUUUUAGGAAUUUCUCAGCCUGCUUCAGAUUUUAUUAUGUAUUGCCCUCAAAAACAAGAAAUAAAUGCCACAUUAGCAUCUGUAGUAUUCAACAAUACUCCUCCGAUAUCUACUGAUCCAAUAGAGAUUUAUAUUUCGACAAAAUCAGAUUCAAAAAUUAUGGAAAAAUUUUGCAAAGACUGUUUUCAUGCAGUAAAAUAUGAAGCAGUCAUGAUGAAUGACGCUGGAUUUAAAGUUCAUCAGGAUUUAAACUUAUUACAUCGUAAAAUUUUAAAGGUUUACUCUCCACCAACAAUGAACUAUAGAGAACUAGUACCAAACGAAAUUUUGUCAGUAAAUCCAUCAAAACAGAGACUAUUACAGUUAAUUACAUGGUUUACUAGAACAUAUAUGAAAAAAUACGCUAAACCAAAAUGCCUUAACUGCAGACAGUCAACAGUAGUCUUCCAAGAAGAUCGUCCACCCACUAGAACAGAAAAAGAGCAAGGAGCAAUUGGUGUCAAAAGAUUUCUCUGUCACCACUGUAAAGCAGCGAUCAGAAUACCCGAAUAUGAGAAUCCAGAGCUAAUUAACAGAGUAAGAACCGGUAGUUUGAUCGAACAAUGCAUAUUAUUCGGAACAAUUUUAAGAUGUCUUGAUUACCAUGUCAGAUUCUGCAAGCUCAUAUCCCAUUCAAGAGUAUGGCUCGAAGUAUUCGAUCCUGAAGAGAAAAGAUUCAUUCCUUGCAAUUUAGAUUUUGGAAGUAUAGAAAACCCUCUUAUUUUCGUUGGUCGCGGUAUCCAAGUCGCCCACGUAGUUGCUGUAGGACCCUAUGAUUGUUCAGAUGUCACUUUUAAGUACACAAAUAACAUUGACCAAGUUAUUGAAGAAAGGAACGAAAUAGUUGAUGAAGAGUCGUUCCAACAGAUACUAAGUCUUAAAAGUGUGAUGUGGCGUAACGAUGUAACAGAUGAUUUGAUUGAAUUAUCAAAUCAGCUGACGAAUGAAGAUAUGGAGCAUUUCAUACCUGUUGAUAGAGAGCCUACUAAUGAAGAGAAGACUUCUCCUCUCCUUUUCGAGAAUUAUACUUCUAGAUAUUAA
Trichomonas vaginalis G3 is the source of this 1176-nucleotide messenger RNA. RefSeq names its product peptide N-glycanase family protein. The coding region runs from base 1 to 1176 and encodes 391 amino acids. NCBI's taxonomy places the organism in Eukaryota, Parabasalia, Trichomonadida, Trichomonadidae. The record is from RefSeq and is a predicted model, not a curated record. The transcript has a single exon.